Molecule: messenger RNA, 768 nt
Organism: Penaeus chinensis
Lineage: Eukaryota; Metazoa; Arthropoda; Malacostraca; Decapoda; Penaeidae
Product: cylicin-2-like
Exons: 4
Coding region: 1-768 (255 amino acids)
Source: RefSeq, a predicted model, not a curated record
AUGUCCCCUUGUAAUUACAGUAUAAACGAGGAUUUAGGAAUACCCAAGCACACGACACGAAAGAGCACAAGGAGAAGCCUUUACUCGAGAGCUGAACACACAAACACACCAGGAUAUUACGAGACUCGCGCUAAACUCGGCUCCGUGCAAGAACCCGGAGUGGAGAGGCUGCACUCCGAGGCAGAGAAGUCCCUCCUCUCAAAACCCGGCAAAGAAUAUGGACCUCAAAGCUACGCCACGAAGCUCCGGAGGACGCUGAGGGAAACCUCUGCCGACGCCGGGGCCAACUCUGCCGAGAAGAGGCUGCAGAAGGCAUCUUCGUCAAACAGUGCAGUGAAGCCGAUGAAAAAGAGAACGCCUGGGAAGCUUACAAAGCCGAGCUCAACGAAGCUUCAGCCUAACGAAGGGAAUAAUGGGAAUCCCGGUAGAAAGAGCACGGUUCCUGCACAGGGAAAACGAGGCAAUGCAAGUGAGCAGAAGCAAAAUGCAAAGACAUUGAAGGAAGGUGGAGACAAAAGGCGAAAGGUAUCUAAACCCGGUGAUCGUAGAGAUGGCGAAAAGAGGACUGAAGGGCGAAAGGAUAACACGAAAGAAGCUAAAGGCGGUAAAAAGAAGGGAGACGCUGCAGAGGAGAAAGAUGUAAAAAAGAAUAAAAGGAAGCAAGGCGACAAAGGGGACAGGAAGAAGGACGAGAAACCAGGCAAAAAGGAAGUUAAAGAGACUGGCAAAAACGGACAAAGAGAAACAAGGCAACAACAGAAACAGUAA